AGGAGCUCAGUUGCAGAGCUCCUUCCUUAGAGGCCUAGUGGGGCGGGUACGCCCGAGAGCGGGAGAGGCAGUCAGUCGGCGGCUUUGCCAUCGUGGGAGCUAUAGGGUCGCCGUUUCUCGUGGGUCUCCCCUCAAGUUCCGUGGGUCUGGCGGCGGCGGCGGCAGCGUCCUUCAGGCCUGGCAAGCGGCGUGGGGCCUCUCUCGUCCCGGCAUUUAGUUCAACGGGGCAUUCGCCCCCUGGUUUGUGGGAGCGUCUGGGCAGCCUUGGGGGUUGGGCGGCCGGGUUACUGCUCUCUCUGGGUUUCUUUUCGUUUGGGGCAUUGGGUCCUUGGUGCUUGGGCCCUGUGGGGAAGGCUUAACCGGCGAGCGGGGUUGCUGGGUUGUUCCCUGCUGCUCCUUGGGGUUUUUUGCCAUCGUGCACGCUGUUUGGGUGGUGGUUAUUGGGCUUUCUUGCACAGGGGAGAGGUUUUUUUCGGCCUUUUACAGUGGGGCUGCCCUGCAUGGUGCUAGUUUGAUUGGCGGGGCCUGGUGUUUGUUCCCCUGCUGGCUUAGUCUUGAUCUUAACGGGUCCUGUUCUUUCUUCUGUGGGGUCUGGGCUUAUAAGGCAACAUGCCAGGAAAAGCUAAGGGCAAAAAAGGGGGGCGGCCUAUCAGGCAGCCCAAGCAGCCUGCCCCUCCGCAGUCCUCUUCUGAGGAAGAAGAUGAGGAAAUGACACUCAUUAGGGGGUUAAUUGGUAGAAUGGAGGCUUUGGAAAAGGCUAAAGCCGCCCCUUCCGAUAAGGGGGCUGGCCCUUCGGGUGGGGGUGGGGUUCCACCUCCUAAGGUUCCUAGGAGGACUAGGGGGUCGGUGAAGUACCAGUUGCUAACCUCUCUUUCUAGUAGGUUAGAUGUGCUUGAACGGGGUCUGAACCCGACUGGACCUGAUCCUUCUGCGCCUGCUUUGCCGCUUCCUGUUCCUGAAGCUCCUGUCCCAGAGGCGCCUUCGCCAUCACUUCCUGCGCCUGCAGUGCCGGUUGAACAGCCACCGCUGGAUCCGACUGGCCCUUUGGUCCCGGGUGCUGGCGGGGCGGCGGUCCCGAUCUGAGUCCUGAUGUGUGGCCAUUCGUUGGUCUUCUGGGCUUUCAAGCGGGCCAGCACCUCCCACUGGGGAUCCCAGCUGGGGAUGGGUAGCAGCGCGUCUGUUUAUUGGUUGGGCAUGCGAGGCAUGCUCUGGAAUCAGCUGCUUCCGGCUUUGAGAGACCAUUUAGAUAGGUUCCCUACUCCUGGCAUUUUAGUUUUGCAUCUGGGGGAGAAUGAUCUGGGCCGGCGGACUGGCCUGGCCAUCUUUCAGCAAGCCUCCUCGGACUUAGCAACAUUGCGCAGGUGGCUGCCCGGGGUACGCAUAAUUUGGAUCAACUGGCUCCAGCGUAGAGUGUGGCGUGGGGCUCAGUCUUGCUUAAGCCUAGAAAAAGCGCGCAGAAAAAUUUCAGCAGCAAUUGGGAAAACAGUGGUAGCGGCUGGGGGGUCAGUGUUGUGGCAGCCAGAAUUGACUGCUUGCUUCCUGGAGUUAUUUUGCCCUGAUGGGGUACAUCUUUCCGAAAAAGGUUGCGACCUUUAUAUUCGCAACAUCCGGGAGGCUAUUGCUGAAAGUUUGGGCUGGCGUGGGGCAGGAAGGUCAAGCGUGGGCUAACCUUCCUUAGUGGCAGGAACAGUGCGGGCUUUGGGGUAAGGUGGUAUAUUUUAUCGGUGAGCACCCUUGGAUAUUGUAAGGUGGAUUGGUCAAUCGCUUCCUUGUGGCCUGUGUGGCACGGGAAGACUUCGAUUGCCAAGAAACCUGCUUUGGGACUUGACCAACCUUUGGGCUGUGCGGUCCAGGGUGGGUAAAGAUCCAAAGCUGUCCAGAUCCCCUCUUUUAUAGGGGGCGGUUGGCUGUGAAGGAACUGGGCGGGAGGUACCUGCCUCUUUCCUGAGCCAGGGUGUGUCGCCCUUUGCGGCUGAUGGGUAGGAUGAAGUAAUCCUAGCCCAGGCCUAGGUGCCCGCACUGUUUUCAUUUUGGUGAUUAAUCACCUUGUUCAGUCCGCCAUGUCUAUGUUAAUUUAACAAAGCGUGGCCCGUUUCUCUCACUACAAACGUCUCUUUGUCUUCUUGGGCCUGGGUCUGGGUACAAUGUGGGUGUUGAAGUCCAAUAACAUCUGGGGACCCAACGGUGAGAAUCCCUGGUGUAGACAGUAUUGAGCCAGAUGGACCAAUGAGCUGAUCUGGUAUAAAGCAACUUCCUAUGUCCCUGCAGCUUUAAGAACCACCAACAUUUUAUCCCGUCUUUUAUAUGAUUGUUUCUAUUGCUGCUGUGCUGUAUCUUUUAUGGUUAUAUUGUGCUUGUUUUUUAAUCUUUUAAUCAGCUCUGUAUUUUUAUAUUCUAUCUUAAUAUUUUAAUUGUGUAUUUUUAUAGGCUUGUUUUAACUUUUGUGUCAAACACCUUGGGAUUGUUUUAAUGAAAGGCACUGUAGAAAUUUAACAAUAAA
Molecule: messenger RNA, 2500 nt
Organism: Hemicordylus capensis (graceful crag lizard)
Lineage: Eukaryota; Metazoa; Chordata; Lepidosauria; Squamata; Cordylidae
Exons: 2
Coding region: 610-1083 (157 amino acids)
Source: RefSeq, a predicted model, not a curated record